AUGAAAGACGAGCUCAUCGGAAAGCCCGAACCACCCUCUGAUGUACAGAUCCACGACGAUGAUCUCACUGCUCAGAACCCCCAAGUCCAAGAGCUUUUUGCCGACAGUCCGGCAGUCAGAUACUUUUUAAUCCCGUGCGCCAAAUAUACGUUCAAGAUCUACGUCGUUGUGCUACUACUCCUGGAUAUCGAUGGAGCGAGAUGUUAUUUCGGAGCUGGAGAGAACAUGUGGGAGAAAUGUGGUCAGCGUUGGUUUUGGAUGUUUAAUACCAUGGUCCUCGUGCACUUUGUCUUUGGCACCUGCGCAAUAUAUGGUCUUAAGAAAUUGGCCAAGCGGAGGAUGGCAGUCCGGAGGCUUGCCAAUAGCAACACUGUCUGA
Penicillium oxalicum is the source of this 378-nucleotide messenger RNA. RefSeq lists its product as uncharacterized. Lineage: Eukaryota; Fungi; Ascomycota; Eurotiomycetes; Eurotiales; Aspergillaceae. The transcript is spliced from 2 exons. The record is from RefSeq and is a predicted model, not a curated record. Bases 1 to 378 code for a protein of 125 amino acids.